GAGUGGGUGGGAGUGUGGGACACGGGGACGGACGGAGGGAGGAGGGAGGCGGUACGUGCAGAAGUUGUCCAUGUCGGGAGGGCGCACCGCGAGUCCAACCUCUCCACGCUCCGGAGCGCAAAGGAAAAAUGUUGCUCUAAUCUUGAGGCUUCGCAGACGCCUGUAGUGGGUUACUGACAAGACUUCCCUCAUCAGCAUCAUAUUUUAUCCGCAGGGAGCGUCUCCAAGCGUCGAUGUAUCGAUGAAUUUCCCCGGGAAACUAACAAACGUGCUCCUGCUGGUGCUCGUCGCAGCGCAAGACUGCUUUUCAUCUAAAGCGGAGGACAGAUUGUUUCGGAGGUUGUUCCGGAGGUACAACCAGUUCAUCCGACCAGUGGAGAAUGUAUCUGAUCCAGUCACAGUGGAGUUUGAGGUCUCCAUAUCUCAACUGGUCAAAGUGGAUGAGGUGAAUCAGAUUAUGGAAACCAAUCUGUGGCUGAGACAUGUGUGGAAUGACUACAAACUGAGAUGGGCCCCUGUUGAAUAUGAUGGGAUUGAGUUCAUACGAGUUCCCUCCAAUAAGAUUUGGAGGCCAGACAUUGUUCUGUACAACAAUGCCGUAGGUGAUUUCCUUGUAGAGGACAAAACCAAGGCUCUGCUGAAGUUUGAUGGCACCAUCACUUGGAUUCCUCCAGCUAUUUUCAAAUCAUCUUGCCCCAUGGACAUCACCUAUUUCCCCUUUGACUACCAGAACUGUUCUAUGAAGUUUGGCUCCUGGACGUACGACAAGGCAAAGAUCGACCUGGUGCUCAUUGGCUCAAAGGUAAACCUGAAAGACUUCUGGGAAAGUGGAGAGUGGGAGAUCAUCGAUGCACCGGGAUACAAGCAUGACAUCAAGUAUAACUGCUGUGAGGAGAUCUACCCAGACAUCACCUACUCCUUCUACAUCCGCCGCCUGCCGCUCUUCUACACCAUCAACCUCAUCAUCCCCUGCCUCCUCAUCUCCUUCCUCACAGUGUUGGUGUUCUACCUCCCGUCUGACUGUGGCGAGAAGGUCACCCUGUGCAUCUCCGUCCUCCUCUCCCUCACUGUGUUCCUGCUGGUCAUCACCGAGACCAUCCCGUCAACGUCACUUGUCAUCCCUCUGAUCGGCGAGUACCUCCUGUUUACCAUGAUUUUUGUCACGCUCAGCAUCGUCAUCACUGUCUUUGUGCUGAACGUCCACUACCGCACCCCUAUGACUCACACAAUGCCAGAGUGGGUCAGGGCUGUGUUCCUUGGGGUGCUGCCCAGGGUGAUGCUGAUGAGGCGUCCUAUCGACCAGGGCUGCUCCUCCCCUGCUAUUACAGCAGGAACAGGAGGAGGAGGAGGAGGAGGAGGGAGCAGCGGAGGAAAAAAGAAGAGAAAGAAUAGCAUAGGAGGAGGAAGUGGCACAGGAGGUGUCAGUGUUGGAGGUAUAACGGGGGGUGUAGCCUGUCCACCGCUGGAUGGUGGUGCGGGGGGAGGAGGGGCCUCCUCAGCUGGUGGCUCCAUGAACUGUGUGGAGUAUGGCGAGAUGAACCGGGAUAUGAACAGGAGGUGCCCCUACAGAGGCAAGGAGGUGCCGACUCCUGUCCCUCCCCCGAUGGUGCCCCCUCCUCCUCCCCAGGCACCCCAGGCACCCCAGACCCAGGGACCCCAGGAAUCGGGGCCGCCCAAGGUUCCGAGGCCUCUGAAUGCCCCGUCGCCUGUCAACGCUGUUGUUGCCUUCUCUGUGGUGUCACCAGAGAUCAAGCAGGCCAUCGAGAGCGUGAAGUACAUUGCGGAGAACAUGAGAACUCGCAACAAAGCCAAAGAGGUGGAGGAUGACUGGAAGUACGUCGCCAUGGUCAUCGACAGGAUCUUCCUGUGGGUUUUUGUGACAGUGUGUGUGCUGGGAACUCUGGGACUUUUCCUCCAGCCGCUCAUCAGCUUCUUUAAAUGACACAUUUGUCUUUGUCCUGCCUCUUUCUCUCUCUCUUUGUCUACUUCUGUCUGUCUGUGUAACCCACUUAAAUUAGUAUGGGAAUUAUUCUUCCUGCAGCUCUUUCACAUCAAACUCUGGGCUGUCGUCUUUCUCCAUUUCUGCCUCUUGCUCUUCUCUGGGAUUCCAUCAUCAUCCAUCAUUUCUAGCCCUCAGCUGUCCGUUUCCUCACAUGACUUACCCACAUAUCCCCGUCCCUCCCUUUUCUUGGCCUUUCAGUGUGCAUGCAGUGUUGUUAUCCAGUCUUCUAUUCUCCAUUGCUGUUUUAUUUUCCCAGACAUGAUUAUCACAUCUGCUCUCCUCUUCUUCCCGUUUUUCCUCCUCUCCUGUGCCAUGGUUUGACUUGCCGCUACCUACAGCUUAUCUCUUCACGGCCGUCUUCUGUCUGCCGUUGUGCCCAUUAUUCUCUGCAUUCUCAUUGUUAUUGUCCUGUCUUAUACAAUGUUUAACAUUGUCGGGUAAUUGCUUAAGUAAUUAUCAUCAUAAUUACUGUAGAAGAACCUCUUAAGAUACGAAUCACUAAGAAAGAGUGACCUGACUACCUGUGAGUGUUGCAAUAAAAUUCUUUCGUCAUAAGUCAGUGCAAUAAAUACAAUAUACUUUUGAGAAAUGUGGACCAGUAUGUCCCUCUAAAAUUUCUAAAUUAAAGAAUACUUAACUAUUUUUUGACAGCUGGUAAUCAUAUGUACAACCUUAUGAUGUAAAGGACAUUUGAUGGUGCCACAUGUUUUUCAGAAUGAUUUUGUUGAUGUCAAACACCUGCAAUCAUCUCUAUGUUUCCCUGUACAUACCUAUGUCAAAUAUAAGUGAGUUAUGCAUGACUUCUGAAAAGGACACCGGCUAUGGCUGUACACAAUCGAUGAUGACGUGUUUUCCACAUGUGGUCAAACUACAUAUACUUAUGCACCGCACAUAAAUUCACAACAUCAGUGCAAACUUAAAAUAAUUUGCACAAUGUAGAUUUAACUUGUAAAAAGACUUGAAAAUGGCCAAACUGUCCCAAGUCAUUUCUAAUAAUAAAGAACUUCCUGGACUCAAACUCCGUCUGGAAUUUACAUCAUCUCCUUGUGAUCUCUGUGCGUGUUUCCUCCAGUGCUACGGUUCUCUCACACAAUAUAAAGAUAUAAAGGUGAGGUGUAAUGGAGACUCUGAA
Messenger RNA from Seriola aureovittata, 3134 nucleotides. RefSeq names its product neuronal acetylcholine receptor subunit alpha-3-like. Gene Ontology annotation, cellular component: postsynaptic membrane; neuron projection; synapse. The transcript is spliced from 7 exons. The record is from RefSeq and is a predicted model, not a curated record. Gene Ontology annotation, biological process: chemical synaptic transmission; monoatomic ion transmembrane transport; signal transduction. Bases 242 to 1942 code for a protein of 566 amino acids. NCBI's taxonomy places the organism in Eukaryota, Metazoa, Chordata, Actinopteri, Carangiformes, Carangidae. Gene Ontology annotation, molecular function: acetylcholine-gated monoatomic cation-selective channel activity; transmembrane signaling receptor activity.